CGUUUUCACCAAUGGAUGGAGUUUAUUCCCCGGCGCGCACGGUGACUUCUUAAAAAACGCUCCUGCCGGACUGUGCAGGCCGAUGGAGCAGCGUGGAGGAGCAGGACGGGGAGCCGAGAGCCCCGGCCGCCGCGACGCCUCCAGCCCGGAGGAGAGGGCCGACAAAGGGGAGAGUCCGGCCUCCAGCGGCCCGCCGCACUGCAAGCUGGGCCGCCUGGAGGUGAACGGCAGCCCGGCCAACCCGCGGGUCCGACACAACGGCACGCCGCUGAGGCCGCUGGGAGGUCUGAUGAUCCCGGUCUACUGCGUGGUGGAGCACGCCGACGCCGGCCUGAGCGGCGACUGCGAGGGCCGGAGCGACCGCCACGCCGAGUUCGUGCUGGUUCGGAAGGACGUCCUGUUCACGCAGCUGGUGGAGACGGCGCUGGUGGCUCUGGGGUACUCACACAGCUCGGCGGUCCAGGCCCGAGGCAUCAUUAAAGUGGGCCGCUGGAAGCCGAUGCCCAUCCACUACCUGACGGACGCUCCGGAGGCGACGGUGGCCGACAUGCUGCUGGACGUUUACCACAUGGUGACGCUGAGGAUCCUCCUGCACAGCUUCGCCCGGCUGGAGGAGCUGCCGUCGGAGCAGUGGAGUCACGCCACCGUCAGGAACGCCCUCAAAGAGCUGCUCAGGGAGUCCAACCAGAGCGCGCUGGCCAAGGAGUGUCCGCUGUCGCAGAGCAUGAUCUCGGCCAUCGUGAACAGCUCCUACUACGCCAACGUGUCCACCUCCAAAUGCCAGGAGUUUGGACGCUGGUACAAGAGGUACAAACGCAGCAAAGGUGAAUACAUGGAGAAGAUGUGGUCGUCGCAGGAGAAGUCGGACAUAAAAGUGGAGCGGGAUUUGGACCUGAGCGUCCUCGGCCAUCGUCCUCCGUCCAUGCUGCCCUCUCCGACCCACCUGGGCCCCCUGGGCGGCCCCGGAGCUCUUCCCAUCAAGAGUGGUCUGGGGGAGGCCCAGCCCCCCACCCAGCCUCCCGGCCUGCCCCACCCCGCCGGCCAGAACCACCCCAGCCCUCCUCUGCGCCCCCAAGCUCCGGCCCUGCUGGGCCACGGCGGGCUCCUGUCGCCUCAGCUCGCCCCCCAGCUCGUACGCCAGCAGCUGGCCAUGGCCCACCUGAUCAACCAGCAGCUGGCCGUCAGCCGCCUGCUCGCCCACCAGCACCCGCAGGGCGUCAACCAGCAGUUCCUCAACCACCCGCCCAUCUCGCGCGCCUGUAAGAUCGGCGGCGGCGGCGCCACCGAGCCCGGCCUCAGCUGCUCCGGGGCCGAGGUCUCCUCCGACAUUUACCAGCAGGUCAGGAACGAGCUGAAGAGGGCCAGCGUGUCGCAGGCCGUGUUCGCCCGAGUGGCUUUCAACCGCACACAGGGCCUGCUGUCGGAGAUCCUGCGUAAGGAGGAGGACCCUCGCUCGGCCUCGCAGUCGCUGCUGGUCAACCUGAAGGCCAUGCAGAACUUCCUGAACCUGCCCGAGUCGGAGCGAGAUCGCAUCUACCAGGAGGAGCGCGAGAGGAGCACCAGCACCAACCACAACCACUCCGGCAACCACAUCUCCAGCCCCAACACCUACCGCCACGCCCAGACCAAAUGCAGCAUGCCUGGGCCUGAGCUGCAGCUGAAGCUCGACUCGCUGGUGAGCAUCACGUCAGGCAUCUACGAGGAGAUCCAGCAGGAGAUGAAGAGGGCCAAGGUGUCCCAGGCGCUGUUCGCCAAGGUGGCCGCCAACAAGAGUCAGGGUUGGCUCUGUGAGCUGCUCAGGUGGAAGGAGAGCCCGAGCCCCGAGAACCGAACGCUGUGGGAGAACCUGUGCACCAUCCGGAGGUUCCUGUCGCUGCCGCAGGCCGACCGGGACCAGGUCUACGAGGAGGAGUCGAGGCAGCAGCACAGCGAGCGGCUGCACACCGUCCUGCACAUCCCCGACCAGCAGAGCCUCCACAGACAGCCGCCGCCUCCUCUCACGGCGCCGUCUCCGGUCCACGAGGACCCCCAGCCCGUCCCGCUGCCCGUCCUGCAGGCCUCCGACGACGGACACCAGCACGUGAGCGCCGGCCUCGGAGGCGCCAAGAAGGCCCGGUCGCGGACGCGGAUUUCCCUGGAGGCCCUGGGAAUCCUGCAGAGCUUCAUCGGGGACGUGGGGCUCUACCCCGACCAGGAGGCCAUCCACACCCUGUCGGCCCAGCUGGACCUGCCCAAGCACACCAUCGUCAAGUUCUUCCAGAACCAGCGCUACAACGUCAAGCACCACAGCCAGGCCAGGGAGGCCGGCCCGGAGGACGACCGGGAGAGCUGCAGCCCCAGCGAGGCCGGUCCGACGGAGAGCCGAGGGGAGGAGGCCCUGUCUGCGUCCGAGGAGUCCAGCGAGGACGGGAGGAGGUCGGUGGAGGUGCUGAGAACGGAAGGAGAAGAAAUGGAGGUGGAGAAGGAGGAGGGGGAUGAUGGGAAAGCCUCGGGACCGGCGACGUCGUCUCUGUCGCCCUACAGCAGCGUGGACAGCCCUCACUCUGCAGAGCAGCAGAGAUAACAGCAGCAACGCGCCGUCAAACUGUGAAGACACACUUACAUUGUUGUUAGCAGAGCUGAAGCUCAGAGCUCUUUAAUAUCUGAGCAACUGUGGAGGAAUAUUUAUUUACCUGCAGUUAUUACCAGUGUUUUUGGUUGGAUGAUGCCUCCAGACAGUAUUUGGGACGAUAUUUCUAACAAAAAAAACUCAUUUCCUCUUUAGUCGUUUGUCUUUCCUCCGAGUUGCGUCUUCUCUAAAACACAGAAAUGGAAGUCUUGGGUUUCCACUCACCUCCAGAACCUGUUUGCCGCCCAGCUCAGAUUCUACAAGUGAAACAGCUUUCUUUGUUAUUUAUGUUCAAAAACAGAAGUGCCACGCGACAAACUGGUGCACAUGUACUGAACAAAAACAGAAACGCAGCAUCACUGAAGCUCUUAUUAAUGACGGAGUAGAGCAGAACUCAGAGCGUUAGCGACAUUAAUGACGGUGGAGUCUAGACUCUGCCUGAAUGACUCGGUGAAGUUGUCGGACCAGAGCCGAUGUUUGGGUCUGGACGGGAACGUUCUCAGCUGCUGCUACAGAUUCUUGUCUGGUUAAAAUGUCAAGUGAUGGCGGCGAAUAAACAGGAUUUCAUCUCUGCUGUUGGGCAUCGAGGUGCCGAGGUAGUCUUUGUUCAGCUCUACGUGUGACGUCCACGUAGCAGAGACGGCGUUUGCCAUCUGCUCUGAUUGGCUGAAAACGAGAACCAUCAAUCAGAAGGAGCGUCCUCCGCCUCGCUCGUGUCCGACAAACGUUCUGCUGUCAGGUCAAGGCCUUUCUAAAGCGGCUUCCUGUUCCCAGUUUGAGCAGAUAUUCAACACCAGUGUCGCCGUCAGAGGACACGCGGUGGAGUCGAGGACAUCCACGCUGAGAUUCCAGCAGCCAACAACCCGUUUUUUUUUUUGUUUUUUUUUAUAAAGUCGUUUGCCUUUUGUCUGUCUGAUCACCUGACGAGGUCGUUAGUUGUCACACGUUGAAGAAUCGAAAAACUGUUUGUGCACCGUUGGCACACUUUUCUCGCUAUAAAAAUUAGAUUCUCCGAGUCGGAAUAGAUCUCCACUCACCUGCUGCGUUUCUGUUCAGUGUCCUGAUUACAUGCAAGUUGUCACCCGAAGUCCUGCAAAGACAUUCAAGGUCAUAAAUUAAAAUAUAAAUAAAUACAUCCGAAUCCCGCCUCUCUUCCUGUAUGUCCUGACCUGAGCCACUGGUCCCAUCAAUAAAAGCCCAAGAUAAGUUUUUUUGUUUGUUUUGUUGACAGAUCGCAGCCAGAGAUGGAAACACAUCUUGCUCAGGUGGGAUGGAGUUAUUUUGGGACGAGGAUAAAAGACAGACAAAGAUCCUCACCUUUUAUGAUGAUGUCAGUUUAACGUUCAAAUAGAAAAAACGAUGUCUGUCUCCUUCCCAUGAUGCUUCAGGAGGUUCCUACGUUGACUUUGUCAGCCCCACACUCCCGUUGGUAUUUAUUAGUAGCUUUAUAUUUACUGAAGUCUAAAUAUCAUUGUUGUAAUUAUGAUUUUGUCAUUAUUUUCUUUGGUAUGAACACAGAAGUCUUUGUAAAUGUGACUGAAAAAGGACAAGGAGAGGAAGAAGAGUUUGAACUUUCAUUUGCAAAUUGUGCAGCAGAAGCGUUUUCGAGAAGACGUUUCUGUCCACGAUGAUGUCGAUGCUGACAGAAGUGAAGCUGUCAUCAGAUCCAGGAUGCAACCACUGUCACGUUACACUGUUUUGUGUCAUUUGCGCCACAAAGGACGGGUUUUGACACCGUCCUGGACGGAGCGCACCAAGCCUCUGAUUUGUUCCACGUCGAUGUUCUUUGAUUCUGUUGUUUGCAGGACGAUGAAAAUCUGAUAAAAGUUUUCCAAAGUA
Stegastes partitus (bicolor damselfish) is the source of this 4447-nucleotide messenger RNA. RefSeq names its product DNA-binding protein SATB2. Bases 83 to 2563 code for a protein of 826 amino acids. Gene Ontology annotation, biological process: regulation of transcription by RNA polymerase II; chromatin remodeling. Lineage: Eukaryota; Metazoa; Chordata; Actinopteri; Pomacentridae. The transcript has 12 exons. The record is from RefSeq and is a predicted model, not a curated record. Gene Ontology annotation, molecular function: DNA-binding transcription factor activity, RNA polymerase II-specific; RNA polymerase II cis-regulatory region sequence-specific DNA binding.